Dermochelys coriacea (leatherback sea turtle) is the source of this 6586-nucleotide messenger RNA. RefSeq names its product calcium homeostasis modulator family member 2 (gene CALHM2). Bases 447 to 1406 code for a protein of 319 amino acids. The transcript has 3 exons. Gene Ontology annotation, molecular function: monoatomic cation channel activity. Lineage: Eukaryota; Metazoa; Chordata; Testudines; Dermochelyidae. The record is from RefSeq and is a predicted model, not a curated record.
AUGCUGCCGUGCGAUCUCUCUGGUUUGGGGGCGGAUUAUUCAAUUUUUCCACUAACUAGUUUUCAUGCCUUUUUUUUCUUUGAAAGGCACAAUGUUUUCUUUGAAACAGACAGAAAGUAACUGCCCGUUCGCUGCCUGUACAAGCCCCACCCUGAUGCAAGGCUGAGCCUUUUCCCUCCCACCACAAAACAUUUAACAACAGAGGACCCCUUGGCACACAGAAAGGAAGCUGCUGAAAAUAAACACUAUUUUGAACUGUUUUAACUUCUUGUGCUGGCACUUUCUGAGCUGGAUCCCACUCCCCUCCUCUCCCUGCAGAGGGGGAGCCAGCUACACUGGGAGUGUAGCCGAGAAGGCUCUGAAAACGGAUUUAACAACCCUUAACCAGCGUGAGGAGAGAGGACCCAGGCUGCUGUAGGCAUCUUCUAUUGGGUGCUCAAUCCAAGAUGGCUGCCCUCAUCACUGAAAACUUCCGCUUCCUUUCUCUGUUCUUCAAAAGCAAAGAUGUGAUGAUCUUCAAUGGCCUGGUGGCCCUGGGUACAGUGGGCAGUCAGGAACUCUUCUCUGUGGUCGCCUUCCACUGCCCCUGCUCUCCGGCCAGGAACUACAUCUAUGGACUGGCUGCCAUUGGAAUCCCAGCCCUGGCCCUGUUCCUCAUCGGCGUCAUCUGGAACAACCACACCUGGAAUUUGGUGGCCGAGUGCCACAAGAGAGGGGCCAAGAACUUCUCAGCUGCAGCCACCUUCCUGCUCUUCGGCUCCAUCAUAGGGCGGGCGGCCGUGGCCCCCGUCACCUGGUCGGUCAUCUCACUGCUCCGUGGAGAAGCCUACAUCUGUGCCCUCAGUGAAUUUGUGGAUCCUGCCUCCCUAGAUAAAUUUCCAUCCAGAUAUGGACCAGAGACCCUGGCCAGGUUCCCUUGUAAGGACAUUCCAGGGAACUUGACAAGUUUUAAGGAAGAAGUUAUAAGAAGACUAAGAUAUGAGGCCCAGCUCUUUGGAUGGCUGCUCAUUGGGGUCAUCGCAGUCUUGGUUUUCCUCACCAAGUGCCUGAAGCACUGCUGCUCGCCACUGAGCUACCGGCAAGAGGGCUACUGGGCCCAGUACCGCUCUAGCGAGGCCAAGCUCUUCCAGCGCACUGCCGAAGUCCACUCCAAGAUCCUGGCUGCCAACAAUGUCAAGCAGUUCUUUGGCUUUGUGGCUCUGAAUAAGGAGGAGAAAGAGCUGGUCGAGGAGUUCCCAGUGGAGGGAGUCCAGCCAAGCCCGCAGUGGAACGCCAUCACCGGGGUCUAUAUCUACCGGGAAAAUAAGGGCUUCCCACUCUACAGCCGGCUCCAUAAGUGGGCCAAAGGGGUGGAAGGGAACGGGCCAGGGCCUGAUGGUCAGGAAAUGGUCUUCCUAGCCACAUAAGAGAACCAGCAGCCCAAGGGGAUGACAGGACCAGUUCCCCACACCAUCUUUGCGUCACUGUACGUUCAAAUAGGUAAAAACGGCACAGGUGCAUGGCUAGUUGAUUUGCUGCUAAUUCUCCUCCAAACAGCUGUUCCUCCUGGGCACAGCACGAGAGGAAGGAUGAACAGCUUCAGGAUGAAGACCAACUGCAUCGUGCCAGGAACCAGUCUCUAUGACACAACCAUGCACUGCUGCUCCCACACAGAGGACGUGGCACCUAAAGCCGGUAUGUGCACCCUGUCUCCAGACUAUCAGUGCUGCAGCCCUACUGUUCUGAUGCACAGACAGAGCUCCCAGGUCCUGCCUACAAAAAGACAUAUUACAGAUGGGAAACCAGAUACAAUACACUGCCAGCGUUCCCCCAUCUCAGCUACGAAUGCUGCAGCCUCUUUGCUCUCCUUCAUUUCAGGGUCAGGACAAGACCACCAAGCACAAUUUCCUAUUUUAUUAUUAAGAGUUUAUCUUGCGGUUCUAUAGCAUAAAGAAAUUCCCAGGACACCUGAUGGGCAGCGGCAUCAGGGGUGGAACAACAACAACAGUCCAUCAAUGCACCAAAAAACUCCAGAGUCUCAGGGUUUGUCUACGUGAAGGAAGGGAGGGGGUAGUAUGCAGUAACUUGGAUUGGUGCACAUUGAAAUGACCUGCGUUCACACAAUGCAGACCCUGAAAGCACAGUAGCUCCAUAGUUAAAGGGUACAAAGUUCACCAGGCACUGGAGUUAAUACAAACCUAUGUUCAUGUAUGCACAUUGCUCAUUCACACUAAUUUGGCGGGCCUCUAAGUGCCAUCCCACACUGCUUUGCAUGUCCCGAGGACUGACCUGUCGGUUUACCUGUGUAUCCUCCCCCUCCACUUCUCUGGGGUCAAGUUGCACUGAUGCCAGCAAGUAGGACAUGGAUAUUGCACAGGGAAAUUUAAUGAAGUGGAAUGUAAUUACCCAAUUGGAAACUAGUCAGGACAUCAAACACCCUCUUUCAUGAGCACAAAUGGUCAUCAGCUUGGUUUUAUGCAUCUGGAAGACAGCACCGUCAGCAGACCUGCAUCCUGCUGAGCUGGGUUCGGACAAGUUGAGUCAUUAACACCAUUUCCUGCAGCACCUUGGGCUUCUCAUCCAAGCACUGACCAGCUUUGCCCCUGCUUAGGGUCUGAGAUAUGGCAAGCUCAUAAUCAGACUUAGUUACAGUGCACACUCUUCACACUUAAUUGUAUCAGUUAAGCAUCUUCCUCCUACUGGAAGGAGACCAGAAACCAGCCAGCCAAAAGACUGCAUUAUGAGCAUGUCUUGUGCCUGUAGAGACUGAGGUUUGCAUUGAUGGGAAUCGGUGGGAUUUAGCCAUGGAAAGCAGAGACCACUCCUCCCUUCUUUCAUUGGGCUUUUUAAACUGUUUCUACUGCCUUAGAUGGCUCCUGAAUGAGAUCCUUGCAGAUUCUCUCUCAGGAACUAAGUUCCACUCUGAGAAACAGACGGGAGGUUUAAACGUACCACUGUCAUUGCACUAUUGUGUUGUCCACUGGCUGGACACGAUUUGAAUUUAUAGCAUUGCACAAUUCACCAGUCUCUAAUUGCAUGUUGAAUUACACAAUUGUCUCUAUUUUAAUGGUUGGCAGCAUGUUGGAGUUAGCUUUUCUUAUUUAUAAUGCUCCUUUAUAUAUGCACCUCGUUUUUAUGCGCUUUUGCUAUGCCUUUCAUGGUACUGUCAACCCCAAAUGUACAGACAUCAUGAGUCAGGCACUUCAAACUCAUGCGACUCGAUUAAAAAUUAAGGUUUUUUUAAAAUAAAUAAAUAAAUUUGAAUUAUUUUUCCUCUUUGCUUUCUGAUCUCUGAACAUUUUGCGUGCUGCUGGGUCAAAGAAAAGCGUGAAAAUGUGAACCCGAGGGCCAGAAACUUACUUUGUUUUUUUAAAUUAAAGUUCCGCUUCUGUCAUGUUCACAUGACUCCAGGAGCUGACGGUUUAAGCAGACCACCAACUAUCAUGAGAGUUGGUGAUAUUGCUUUCAUAAUCCUUGCUGUACUGAUUUGGGUGCAGGUUUUACAGAGGAUCGAUGCAGUGGGUGAAGGGAGGACCGGACCCUGCUCUCUUAUGAGUAAGAGCUGGAGCAUAGCUAGCAAUUGGAAAUGGGCACUGGGGGACAGCUCAGGAACUGCUGGUGCUAAUACACACAGGUUGUCAUCGCUAUACAUCACAUGCUGGCAGGAAGUGACGUGAUGGCAGUCCCUUUGCUAAGGUGUUUGAGUUGGGUUUUUUAAUUCUCCUUUUCCUUUAUGGUACAGACCUUCUAUGCAGCUCUCCUUGGAGAUCUACAACAGACAACAACCAGGACGCUUAAUAAAAGUAUGACAAAUAGAAAGAAGUCAGGAUUUAGCAUAAUGAGUAACUGCUGUUCAUGCCCAUCAGCUGAGUCAGGAACUCAGGCUAUAGCAAGCAAUAGCACCACCACUCCAUCAGCUUCUAGCCAUGGGCUCUGCUGGUUAUCAACUAGGUAUUGAGCAUGGAUUUUGUAAUGAAGGAAGGAGCCCAAGACUGAGUUAGGAACAGCCUGUUCCUCUCUCAGGAGACCUCCAUAAACCGGGCAAAAAUUCAAAAAACAGGCACUGUAGCCAAGAUUCUUUUCCACUGCCUCUCUAAUGGCUGAAAAGAGCAAACACAAAUUUAAAGAUCAAAAAUUAAUCUUAGAUUCAACUAAUUACAACCCACACCCUUCUUACUAAAGGUUAAACAAAAGCGUCACAAAGUCAUCUUGCAAGAAUUUAUUUUAUAACAUUUUGAAGGGCCCAUAAUCCCACGCCUCAGAUUAACCUCCCGACCCUGAGGCCACAGAACCAGCCUAAGAAGAUAGUUCUCAACCUGGGCUGACGUUGGUCAGUGAGAGCCUUCUGACGCUCAUUCCUUCUCUACAUAAAAAGGAGGGAAUGAAAGGUGGGCAGAGGCGCGUAAACACAGACCAUAAGAAUGGCCAGACUGGGACAGACCCAAUGGUCCAAUUCACCCAGUGUCCUAUCUUCUGACAGCGGCCAGCGCCAGAUGCUUCAGAAGGAACGAACAAAACAGGACAAUUAUCGAGUGAUCCAUCCCCUGUUGUCCAAUCCCAGCAGAGGUUUCGGGAUACCCAGAGCAUGGGGUUACAAUCUUGACCAUCGUGGCUAAAAGCCAUUGAUGGACCUAGCCUCCAUGAAUUUAUCUAAUUCUUUUUUGAACGUAGUUAUACUUUUGGCCUUCACAAUAUCCCCUGGCAACAGGGUGAUGGGGCGUUGUGUGAAGAGGUACUUCCUUAUGGUUGUUUUAACCCUGCUGCCUAUUGAUUUCAUUGGGUGACCCCUGGUUCUUGUGUUAUGUUAAGGGGUAAACAACAACACUUCCUUAUUUACUUUCUCCACACCAGUCAUGAUUAUAUAGACCUCUAUCAUAUCCCCCCUUUGUCAUUUCCUUACAAAGCAGAACAUCCCAGUCUUUAUAAUCUCUCCUCACAUGGAAGCUGUUCCAUAUCCCUAACCAUUUUGUUGCCAUCUCUGUACUUUUUAAAAUUCUAAUAUAUCCUUUUUGAGAUAGGGUGACCAGAACUGCAUUCAGUAUUCAAGGUGUGGGCAUCCCAUGGAUUUAUACACUGGCAUUAUGAUAUUUUCUGUCUUAUUAUCUAUCCCUUUCCUAAUGUUCCUAACAUUCUCUUAGCUUUUUUGACUGCCACUGCACAUUGAGAUGUUUUCAGAAAACUAUCCACAAUGACUCCAAGAUCACAGUCUUGAGUGGUAACAGCUUAUUUAGACGUCAUCGUUUUGUAUGUAUAGUUGGGAUUAUAUAUUUUCCAGUGUUCUUUACUUUGCACUUAUCAACAUUGAAUUUCAUCUGCCAUUGUGUUGCCCAGUGACCUAGUUUUGCGAGAUCCCAUUGUGACUCUUCACAGUCAGCUUUGGACUUAACUAUCUGGAUUAUUGAGUAUCAUCUCCAAAUUUUGCCACCUCACUGUUUACCUCUUUUUCCAGAUCAUUUAUGAAUAUGUUGAACAGCACAAGUCCCAGUACAAAUCCUGGGGGGACGCUGCUAUUUACCACUCUCCAUUGUGAAAACUAACCAUUUAUUCCUACCCUUUGCUUCCUGUCUUUUAACCAGUUACUAACCCAAGGAAGGAUCUUACCUAAUUUCAUGACUAUUUAUGUUGCUUAAGAGCCUUUGGACAGUACCCAGAUUCGGAAGGGAACAACAAGAGAUUCUGCUGGCGGACUAUUUUCCAGUAAAGGGAAGAGGUCACAUUUUCUUUCAUGAAGAAGGGUGUGACAUUUGGAAUUAGGCCCUUCAAGUAGAUGUAUAACACCUCAGCCGGAGAAGCACAAAAGAACUCCCUGAUACUAUACUUGGCUUCUAACGAUAUAGUUCGUCUUAUGGAGUUAAGUGGAUUUAAAAAGAGGAGUGCACAGGAAGGUUUUGCUCAGAGCUUUCUGGAAGAUGUCCAAGACAAAUAUUAAUUAACAAAAGAACUGGUAGCAACCUAAUCUGUUUUAGGAAAAUCACAACUUCCUUUGCAGUUGGCAAUGGGGGUAUAUGGAGAUAUGUUUCUUUGUGUUAGAUCUAGUCAUUGGCUCUUUUGAUGAAAAAUGUUCUCUAAGAGUCACCACUUGCAUGGAGCCCCUUGGACUCUGCAGGAUGGUCCAGGGGUUAGGUUGCUAAAUCCGGGAUUUAGGAGAUGAGGGGGUCAAUUCCCUGUUUUGCCAGAUCUCGUGUGUGACCUUGGGCCAGUCACUCCACCUGUGUCACAACUCCCCAGCUGUACAAGGGGGUAACAGCACUGCCCUACCUCAGCGGGAGGAUGUCAGGAUAAAUUCAUUAAAGAUUGAGAAGGGCUCGGAUACUACACUGAUGGUAGCUAUAUAAGAACCUUAGAUAGGCAGUCAGAUUCCAAGUAUGAAAGGGUUAAAAUGGGAUGGGUUAUUUUUCAUUAAGUAACACUUGGUUUCUUCUCUCAGUUUAAUGACCUCUUAGACAGCUGCUGCUCAGGCAGUCUCCUUUCUAAUUACUGUCCAUCACAAGCCAUGUUUGUUACCCGAGAGUUGCUCAUGAGCACUGGAUCAAGUUUAAUUGGAUGGCCAUAGGCUUUAAGAGGAAUCAGGCAGGUUGUUGUGCUAAAUUGCUGGCAGCACAAAGGC